CUGCCAUUGGUUACACUGAUCGCAGCACAGCCAAACCUCUUUCCGUGUUUGAAGCCAUGAAGAAGGGACUUGUAGACAAGAAAACUGCACUAACUCUGCUUCAGGCUCAAGAAUCUGCAGGAGGCAUUCUUGACCCAGUGAAUAGUAUUUUCCUACCCAGAGAUAUUGCGGUAAGACAUAAACUCAUUGAUGAAGAGCUAAAACGCUCCUUAAUCCAACAGCCCGAGUGUUACGUGGACCCAGACACUGAAAAGUGUGUAACCUAUGAGUCAUUGAAGAGAAGGUGCAAGACUGAACCGGAAACAGGUCUUCUGCUUCUGCCUAUCUCUGAAACGCAAGAUCCCAAGAGACUAAUCUUUGAUGGUAUCCGCAAGCCAGUCACAGCACAGCAGUUGCUUGAUUGCGAAGUAUUAGACAAGCCAACAUUUAACCAGCUUUUGAAAAAGGAGAAAACUAUGCAGGAGGUAUCUACGGCUAAGAAAGUCAGUCUUAAGGGUACUGGGGUCAUAGCUGCUGUGAUAGCUGGAGAUCGAGGCAAAAUGUCCUUUGCAGAAGCCAAGAAACAUGGACUCAUUCCAAUUGAUAGUGCUAACAAGCUUUUGGAGGCCCAGGCUGCCACGGGCCACAUCAUUGAUCCUGGAACCAAUGAGAAACUGACUGUCGUGGAAGCAUGUGACAAAGGGGUGGUUGCUAAGGAGGAUAGAGAACGGUUGUUAGCAGCAGAAUACGCUGCCGUUGGUUACACUGAUCGUAGCACAGCCAAGCCUCUUUCCGUGUUUGAAGCCAUGAAGAAGGGUCUUGUGGACAAGAAAACUGCACUAACUCUGCUUCAGGCUCAAGAAUCUGCAGGAGGCGUUCUUGACCCAGUGAAUAGUAUUUUCCUACCCAGAGAUAUUGCAGUAAAACGUAAAGUUAUUGAUGAAGAGCUAAAACGCUCCUUAAUCCAACAGCCCGAGUGUUACGUGGACCCAGACACUGAAAGGGGUGUUACCUAUGAGUCAUUGAAGAGAAGGUGCAAGACUGAACCAGAAACAGGUCUUCUGCUUCUGCCCAUCUUUUUAAAGAAAGACCCAACCAAACAAAUUUUUGAGGGUGUCCGCCAGCCAGUCACAGCCCAGCAGUUGCUAGAUUGUGAUGCACUUGACAAACCCAGUUUCACCCAGCAAUUUACUGGGAAGAUAUCGGUUCUGGAAGUAUCUACAAACAAAAAGUAUACUUUUGAGGGGACUGAACCGAUAGCUGAAGCUAUUGCUGGAAAUCAAGGCCAAAAGUUCUUUGCAGAAGCCAAAAUGAAAGGUCUCCUUCUCGAGGAUUGUGCAAAUAUUCGACUGGAGGCCCAGGCUGGUACAGGCGACAUUAUUGAUCCUAGAACCAAUCAGAAGCUGAAUGUAAAGGAAGCAUGUGACAAAGGGGAGGUUGCUAUUGAAGCUAGAGACAGGUUGUUAGCAGCUGAAUCUGCUGCGAUUGGCUACAUUCAGCGGACCACUGCUAAGCCUAUUUCGGUGUUUGAAGCGACGAAGAAGGGAAUUGUGGACCGAAUGCAGACCGAAAAGACCACAAUUGAACGGCUGGAGACAGAGGAGAAAACUGUUACAUUGGUGUCUACAACCAAAAAAGUCAAUCUUAAGGGUACUGGGGUCAUAGCUACUGUGAUUGGUGGAAAUCAAGGCAAAAUGUCAUUUUCAGAUACCAAGAAACAACAUCCUGAGGAUUACAUGGACACAGAAAUGGAGAAGAGUGCUAUCAAUGAGUCUUCGAAAACAUGGUCCAAAACUGAAUCUCACUCAACCUUAUUACGGCUUCCUAUUUCCAAACAGCAAGACUCAACCAAACUUAUCUUUGAUGGCAUUCGUAAGACUGUCACAGCCCAGCAGUUAAUGGAUUGUGGUGUUCUGGACAAGAAAACCUUUACCCUACUGUUGGAAGGAAAGAAAACUGUUUCUGAUGUCUCUGUGGACAAGAAAUUGCAUCUGAAGGGGACAGGAUCUAUCGGGGGAAUAGCUGCUGGACCUCUUGGAAAAAUGUCCUUUACAGAGGCUCGGAAUAGGGAAAUAAUUUCUGCAGACAGUGCAAUCUUUUUACUGGAAGCUCAAGCUGCCACAGGCUACAUUAUUGACCCCAGAACAGAUCAAAAGCUAACUGUAGAGGAGGCUUAUUCUAAAGGAGUCAUAGACCCUCAUGAUAGAUCAAGACUGUCAGCAGUUGAAGCAGCUGCUCUUGGGUAUCAGGACCCAAAUACAUCUAAGCUUCUGACAGCAAGCCAGGCCAUGAGAAAGGGAUUAAUUGACAAAGACACAGCUCUGCGAAUUCUACAGGCUCAGGAGUCUGUUGGAGGUAUUCUAGACCCUUUCUUAGGUGUGUUCCUACCCAGGGACAUAGCUAUGGAUCGGAAUAUUAUAGAUAAGGAAUUGUACAAUGUCCUUAACUCAAUCCCAGAUUGCUUUCUUGACCCAAACACACAACAUAGAACUAACUAUGCGUCACUGAAGAGAAAAUGCAAGCUAAAUCCCACUACAGGCCUCUUGCUUCUCCCUGCCCCCCAUAACCCAUUGACAGUCCAAGGUCUUAGAGGUAAAGUGUCCUUAUCAGACCUGGUAGAUGCUAACCUUCUGGAAAAUUCAGAUGUAGAAAAUAUAAGGGAGGGUAUAUUGACCAUCCAGGAUAUUGAGCAACGCCUGCAAUCCUAUUUAAGGGGGUCAACCUGUAUUGCAGGGGUCUAUGAUGAGACAAGCAAUAGGGUUAUGCCUAUAUAUGAGGCCAUGAAAGAAGGACUGUUAGCUCCUGGCACCACACUAGAGCUCCUAGAGGCACAAGCUGCCUCAGGCUUUGUGGUCGACCCUGUUAAAAAUAUUAACCUCACUGUCACGGAUGCCCUCAAUAGAGGACUGGUAGGGCCAGAGUUUAAAGACAAGCUAUUAUCAGCCGAGAGGGCUGUGACUGGCUAUAAACUGCCCGACUCUGACAAAAUGAUGUCCAUCUUUGAGACCAUGGAAAGAGGUCUAAUGGAGAGAGGCCUUGGUAUACGCUUGCUUGAGGCUCAGAUUGCCAGUGGGGGAAUAAUUGAUCCCAUACACAGCCAUCGUAUUGACGUGAAUGUAGCCUACAAGAGAGGCUACUUUAAUGCAGAGAUUUACCAGAUUCUAGCUGAUGAAGGGGAUGACACUAAAGGCUAUUGUGAUCCUAACACAGAUGAAAAACAUACUUACAUGGAGCUCAAGCAACGCUGCAUAUUUGAUGAGAACACAGGCCUUAUCUUGUUGCCUAUCCUGGACAACAACGACCAACAGCAUUCCACUCAGAGAAACACUCUGAGAAAGAGGAGGGUGAUUAUUGUUGAUCCAGAUACUAACAGAGAGAUGACAGUACGGGAAGCACUUAACACAGGUCUAAUAGACUAUAAUACCUAUAUUGAGUUAUCCAUGCAGGAGUGUGAGUGGGAGGAGAUCACCACCACUUCACCAGAUGGGUCUUCCCGAAUGUUGAUUGUUGACAAGAAAACUGGAAAAGAGUAUAACAUCAGUGAGCUACUUGAACAAGGUGUAAUUGAUCAAUCAAUAUAUGAGCAGUACACAUCCCAAAGCAUUUCCCUCAAUGAGUUUGCAGCCAUCAUCGGCGGAAAGAGACAAAGAUUUUCAAAAUUAUCAUUAUCUUUGUCAUCCUCAUCAUCAUCACUUCUAAAUCAAGGCAACCCGGGAGACACAGUCACAUCUGCUAAAUGUUCUUCAAUUUCAACAAGGCCUUUAUCACAACAUUUUGGAAAAUGUACCACAACAAGAACUACAACAGUUUCAGGAUCCAGUAGUAUUGUCAGCAGAGAGGUCUCAACCUCAGCAGAGACCCUGAAGCACUUAUCCGGUGUUUCUGUCAUUGUAAGCUCCACUGAUGAAACUAUUGGUGAACAGGAACCUGUAGGAGCAAUCUUCGAUGCAGACAAUCUAGAGAAGGUACCAAUUUUGGAGGCUCGGAAUCGUGGCAUUGUGGAUUCUAUCACUGCGCAAAGAAUGCUUGAGGCCCAGGCAUGUACUGGAGGCAUUGUUGACCCCAGUAAUGGUCAGAGGCAUGGAAUCAAGGAAGCCUGUGUUUUGGGCCUGAUAGAUGACAAAUUGGCCCCCCUACUUAAGUCAGCCGAAAAAGCAUAUGUUGGAUUUGAAAAUGUGAGGGUUAAAAGUAAGUUGUCUGCUGCGGAGGCCAUGAAAGAAAAGUGGCUGCCAUAUGAGGCAGGCCAGAGGUUUAUGGAAUACCAAUUUGUGACAGGGGGACUCUUUGACCCAGAACUAGGUUGUAGGAGAACUAUAGAAGAUGCCCUGAACAUUGGUUGGUUAGAUGAAAGCACAGCCCGAAAGCUUCAAGACUCAAGACGCCAUUCAAAGAACCUAACAUGCCCCAAGACCAAAUUGAAGAUCUCCUACAAGGAGGCACUGGAUAAUUGCUUAUUGGAGGAGACAACUGGGGUCCGGAUGUUGCAGGCAUCUAGCAUGUCCUCUAGAGGUAUCAGCAGUCCCUAUAGUAUCUCUUCUGCCCCGGGAUCAAGGACAUGCUCUAGGAGUAGCUCACGAGUGGCUUCCCGUAGGAGCAGUGUAGACCUAGGCACUCCCACCUCCUCAGUAUCUAAACAAAUUAGUAGCACCAGCUACAGCCUGUCCUCUUUCUCUUCCAGUUCUGCUCUAUAGGGUUAGGGUUUGAAUUAAAUACCAUUCAGUUUCUAUACAAUUAUACUUCUUAACCUGGCCUCAUUAAUACAUAAAUACGAUACAUGCAUACAUUCACAUUAUGAGUCCUUUGUAACCUAGAAAUAUUAAAAUGAUUGUGUGUAGUCUAAGAAUACAUGGCUAAUGUUUGAACAUUUUAGCUCUUGAGCUGCAGCAUUACAUUAUUAUCUUUUAAAUCAAAAGGUAAGAAAGUUCAAAUAAAGUGCAUGCUUAAUAAUAGUUUCUCUUAAACUGAGUUUAGGAAUUUCUUAUUGUUUGCAUAUCAAUUAUUUUCAGGGGUAUUUCUCGUAUGCUUCAUGUUUUCCUUUCAAUGUUUGGGAAUUGGUUAUGAUGGGUAACAUAUUUUUGUGCAAAUCUGAAAUUAGCAGAUUUUCGUCUUAAUUAAAGGAUUUUAAGUGUGGCUCUUUCUGAUAUUGUCGUUUAGUGUAGAUCUAUUUUUUAACUCUUUUAGUGUAGGCCCUAUUGCUUCUGAUUUUGUAACUAUGUUCUAUUACAAAAUAAAGA
Gadus chalcogrammus (walleye pollock) is the source of this 5213-nucleotide messenger RNA. RefSeq names its product desmoplakin-B-like. NCBI's taxonomy places the organism in Eukaryota, Metazoa, Chordata, Actinopteri, Gadiformes, Gadidae. Gene Ontology annotation, cellular component: plasma membrane; intercalated disc; intermediate filament. Bases 57 to 4670 code for a protein of 1537 amino acids. The transcript has a single exon. Gene Ontology annotation, molecular function: structural molecule activity. Gene Ontology annotation, biological process: skin development; wound healing; cell-cell adhesion. The record is from RefSeq and is a predicted model, not a curated record.